This is a messenger RNA of Cooperia oncophora, 900 nucleotides long. The record is from the annotation of a GenBank genome assembly. Lineage: Eukaryota; Metazoa; Nematoda; Chromadorea; Rhabditida; Trichostrongylidae.
AUGGGCGACUUCUUCACUGAUCCAGCUUUCGAAGUAAUUCUCUACAUACUGGUUUGUUUUAUGAUAGCAGCUCGUAGAAAGCACAUCUCACGUGCGCAAACGUGCUUUCUGAACGUUGCUAUGCUCAAUUCUAUCGCAGAGAUUGCCCUGUUUCUCCAUACCGAGUUUGCUAUACGAGCUCGUAAAUAUCGUUUGCUUCCUUUUUAUCGACAACUUCCACCGUCCUACCUAGCUGUGCCUAUGAUAUGGACUACAAAAACGGCCCUUGCAGUCUGUUUUGUGAAUUGGACAAUCUCUGCUAUCAUUACCGUGUUUGGUGUAAUUGUUGGCAAUCCAGAAGGGUCUUUCUACGUGUCGCUCGAAGGAACACUUGAAAUUAAAUACGUAUAUAGUGGCAGCCAUAUUCUCGCCGACGUGGCCAUAAUCCUCUGUGCUUUUACAGUUGCCAUCUGCACAUGUUUAUAUGUCUUACUGGGCUAUGUCAUUAUUGAAAGCGAAGACAUGGGUAUUGGUAAAGGCGAACUGAAAUACCUUCUGUGUGCGGUUCUCACGUUCUCUCCGCUUACGAUCGAGUUGACUCGCAGUAUAUUUGAAAGGUACGGCACUGUAUCUGGAGCCCCAGUCUUGGACAUUUCAAAGAAGACUUGGAUUAUGAGCCACGAUCUGCUGAUAAGUGUCCAGUUUCUCACCUUGGUUUUCGUCACGAGACUUCACCGGCUUUUUAUCGAUCUUCCUUUCUGCAAGGAAGAAUGUAACAAGGCAUUGGAUCCUUUCAAAGAAGUUCCGAUAAUGGACGGCCACCUCGAACAGCUUUUCGCCGCGAAGAGACGUCAACGACACCAGAUGUCGAUUUUCAACAUGCUCACCCUGGUUAUACCUAAUUUAUCGACGAUAUAUUGA